Dentiscutata erythropus is the source of this 1470-nucleotide messenger RNA. NCBI's taxonomy places the organism in Eukaryota, Fungi, Glomeromycota, Glomeromycetes, Diversisporales, Gigasporaceae. The record is from the annotation of a GenBank genome assembly.
AUGCCUCAUAUAUCAAAAAGACGAAACCAAAUAAAUAAUUUACCUAGAAAAAAGGGCCGCUUCAUAACCCAAGAUGAAACACAAGAAGUCACUGAAGUGCAAACCGAAUCUACAUUAAGAAUGGGCGGGGAAGAUGAGAUCGGCACCCUACCAGUAAAAAGAGUAUAUUCCAAAGAUUCAAGAACUACGAUCUGGAGGCGAAAUAAAAAGAAAGAGGAGGAUGAAAAAAAACUUCAAAAUAAUGAUAUAUCGUUUACCACUGAAAAAUCGACAUCAAGUAAUAUUUUACUUGAUACUGAAGCAUCAAGUAACAUGCUACUUGAUGCAGAAGCAUCGAGUAACAUGUUACCCGAUGAUGAAGCAUCAAAUGACACAUUACUUGAUGCUGAAGCAUCAAGUAAUAUAUCAUUAUUACAAUCAUCCCAUGAAACUCUACAAAGCCCUCCAUCACCCACUGAUACUGCUUCAAUCCUACGUAUGCGUUUAGAUGAUAUUAAUAAACAAUAUGGACAAGGCAAAAUGAAUGCUAGCAUUCAGAUUGCUAAAAUGAUAUGGAAUAAAGGCGAUUAUAUGUCAAGGUGUAUCAGAAAGUGGGGCGAUUUGUAUAUAAAAUCAGGAGAACUUCUUUCUUAUCGCCAAGGAAAACAUAAAAAAUCUAUAAGCUUGCUUGAUGAUGAUAAUUUUUUAGAAGGAUGUCAAGAAUGGCUACGGCAGCAAUCUCCAGAAUCACGCUCUCCUAGGGCCCUAAAAAUGUAUAUAGAGGAAACAUUGUUGCCCAAAAUAGGACACACAAAGGAUAUAAUCUCUGAGAAAACAUGUCAUACUUAUAUGCAUGCGUUAGGAUAUAAGUAUGAUGAAAGAAAAAAGGGUGUGUAUUAUGAUGGACACGAACGGCCGGAUGUGGUGCUCUAUAGAAAGGGAUGGUUAGAAAGGAUGUUCAAAUACAAGAAAGGUAUGAAAGACUUUACUGGCGAUAUGUUGGAGGUAAUAGUGGAGCCUGAGCUUGAAUAUGGUGAAAAGGAGUCAGUACAAGUGACACAUGACGAAUGUCACUUUUAUGCAAAUGAUGGGCAACGUAGAAUUUGGACCAGAGAGGAUGAGGAUGUUCUGCGUUCAAAACAUAUGGGACGUUCCGUAAUGGUUUCUGCUUUCGUAUGCCCAUGCCAUAGAUUGUUACAGUUGUUAGAAGAGCAGUUCUUGGCUAACCCACAUGUCAAGUAUAGAGAUGCUUUUGUUGUCCGCUCUAUAAAGGAAGAAUAUUCACGCGUGAACAUAUGCAAUAUGUGGAUGGAAAUGGUUUUCUUACGGGUUCUUGGAAAGUAUGAUGAUGACGAUGAAAGUAAGGGGAAGCGUUUUUUAUACGGAUAUAGCAUUUAUUCGACACCUGACUGGCAUACACAUAGCGAACGAUUUGCCCAAGAAUUUAUGUUCAAAGGAGAAAGCUGUGUGAUAGGAUUUCGAAUCGAGUAA